CUCUGCGCGCAGCCACGCCGCGGCGCGGCGCUGAGGCCGCUUCUUUGCAGCUCUCUCCAACAGCCUGCUUCUGCUGCCACUGCAUCGCAAGACCGCAGCGUCGCCGUCGUUGAGGCUGCUACUUCGCUCGGACAAGCCAUGUCCUGCCACGGUGUUGCACUGCGGCGCCUCGCGCCUGCAGGCCUGCCACGUCUGGCUCAGCCAGUGCCCCGGAUAGGCGCCUCCCGCUCCGCCUCUACUCGCAGCGGCGGCGCGCCCGAGGUCUAUCUGUCGCGCUCGACGUCACCAAGCUUCAACCUGACGCUCGAGGAGCAUCUGUUCCGUACGCGGCCAGCAGACGCGCCACUCUGCCUCAUCUACCGCAACACGCCGUGCGUCGUGCUCGGGCGCAAUCAGAAUCCAUGGAAGGAGCUCGAUGUGCGCGAGAUGCGGCGACUCGGCCUGCAGUGGACACGGCGGAGAAGCGGUGGUGGCGCUGUCUAUCAUGACCUGGGCAACUCGAAUUACUCCUUUCACGUAGCCCGCGAUGACUUUCUGCGUGCCACGCACUCGGAGCUCGUCGUCCGUGCGCUCAAUGCAGCGCCAAUCGAGCUGACAGCGCCGGCAGACCCUUCCGCCGUGUCAGACCAGCUACUCGGCACCCCCAGCGGUGCAUACGUCAAUGCGCGCAACGACAUCUGCGUCCGCGUGCGCAUGGGUGGCAGCGCUGCGGCGGAUCAAGGCGCAGAACGCAAGGUCUCAGGCAGCGCGUACAAGCUCAUCAGCGCGCGGGCGUACCACCACGGCACGAUGCUCUUGUCGGCGCAGCUCUCGGCGCUCGGCUCGAGUCUGCAUGAUGCUCGCGGCGCUGCACUGGUGUCCAAGGGCGUGGCAUCCGUGCCGUCUCCCGUCGUCAACCUAUCGACGGCGUAUCCGCAUCGGGCACACGCCCUGACGCACGAGGUAUUCGAAGAGAGCGUCAGCGCCGAGUUCGCCCGCGUCUAUGGAUCAGGCCGCGUCGAGCAUGUCGAUGAGACGCAUGCGAUUGCUCAGGAAGAGCGCUUCGUCAAGGGACGCGAGGAGCUUCGCAGCUGGCAGUGGACGCACGGACAGACACCCGAGUUCACGCACGAGCUGCGCUUCGAUGCCGCUGCGGCCAAGGCCAGCGCAGCCGAUCUUCGGAACGCAAGCUUCAGCCUCGCUCUCCGCGUCAAAGGCGGCGUCAUCGAAGAGGCGACAUUGGCAGACGUGUCAGCCGCCGGCGAUGAGACAGCCAUCCGGGCCGUCGUGGCUCGUAUGUCAGGUGCACGCUACGACACGCUGGCAACUGCGCCGCUGCGAGAGGGCGGCGAGACGCCAGCGGACACCCAGCAGGAGACUGAGCGGGCCUUGCGCGAGCUGCAGUACACCGAGACGGGCGAGGGAGAUGCCGAGAGCCGCACCGCUCGCUCGCUUGUCGCAUGGCUCAAGUGUGCAUUAUAGAAUCAAUCAUGAAGACAAC
Molecule: messenger RNA, 1480 nt
Organism: Tilletiopsis washingtonensis
Lineage: Eukaryota; Fungi; Basidiomycota; Exobasidiomycetes; Entylomatales
Exons: 3
Coding region: 139-1461 (440 amino acids)
Biological process (GO): protein lipoylation
Cellular component (GO): cytoplasm; mitochondrion
Molecular function (GO): lipoyltransferase activity
Source: RefSeq, a predicted model, not a curated record